Messenger RNA from Cannabis sativa, 3169 nucleotides. RefSeq names its product ethylene-responsive transcription factor ERF027. Lineage: Eukaryota; Viridiplantae; Streptophyta; Magnoliopsida; Rosales; Cannabaceae. The coding region runs from base 156 to 932 and encodes 258 amino acids. The transcript has a single exon. The record is from RefSeq and is a predicted model, not a curated record. Gene Ontology annotation, biological process: regulation of DNA-templated transcription. Gene Ontology annotation, molecular function: DNA-binding transcription factor activity; DNA binding.
AAAAAUGAAAGAAUAAGACCCCAUUUGCCACAUUCUCUGUCUCUCUCUCUCUUUAGAAAUCUCACAACUCAACAUAUAUAUAAAUAUUUGAAAGAAUAAGACCCCAUUUGUGACAUUCUCUCACUAUAUAUAUAAAUAAUUGUAUAUGAAGUCGUAUGGCUAAUCCUCCAACAGACUCGCCCAAAAGUGACCAACCACCCAACCCAUCCAUAUCACCAUCAGUACUCCCACAGUCUGAGCUGAGCCCAAUAUCAUCUGAAAAUCAACUACCAAGCCCGGUUAAGGCCCGGCCAUCAGAAGACCCGCCCCCGCAAAACCCGUUUCAUUCCCCACGAACAGGGUCUGCUUCGGUGAGGAAGCACCCGUUUUUCCGGGGAAUCCGUUGUAGGAGUGGGAAAUGGGUUUCAGAGAUUCGAGAGCCAAAGAAAACGACACGCGUUUGGCUCGGUACGUAUCCGACUCCCGAGAUGGCCGCCGCAGCAUAUGACGUUGCGGCGCUCGCCUUGAAAGGCCACGACACUGCCUUGAACUUCCCUGAUUUGGCUUCCUCUUACCCAGUACCAGCUUCUACUUCGGCCGCCGAUAUUCGUGCGGCGGCGGCUAAGGCAGCCGAGUCCAAACAACCCCAACAGCAAGCCGAGCCUAAGCCGAUACCGAAUAAGCAGGAUAAAAACUGUGGGGAUCAGGAGAGUUCGAAAGCUGUAGACGAUUGGGUGAUCAAUGGGGAAAGUUGUUCGAGUACUACUGCAAAUAAUAGUGAGUUGAGUUCAGGCGGCGGUGAGUUUAUGGAUGAGGAAGCCCUUUUGAAUAUGCCGAAUUUGCUAGUGAACAUGGCUGAGGGAAUGCUAGUGAGUCCACCAAGGAUCAAUACGCCGUCGUCUGAUGACUCACCUGGAAAUUCAGAUGGAGAAUGUUUAUGGAGCUAUACUUAAUAAAUGUAUCGGACAAAAUCAUUAUAUAUUCUGAUGGAUGGUGGUGAUGAUAUAUAUAUAUAUUUUAUAUAUUUAUGGAUCAUCAUCCAGUUAAAUGAUCCAGAUUCAAGGCAUCAAUAUAUUAAAUAUGAUGCAAAAUGAUGGUAUUAAAAGACCAAAAAGGUACGGGUAUGUUUUUUCUUUUUCUUUUUCUGGUACUUUUGUAUUUUUGCUUAUUCUCUGUGUGUUUCUCUGAUUUUUGCUACCCUUAAUUGCCUUUUUUUUGGAAUUGGGUAUUUGUUUUUUGGGAGAAGGGGUUCUUCUAUUAUUACCUUCUUUCCCCACCACUGGAUUUUUGCAGCUGAUUAUAAUGUAUGUGGAAUCCGUACGUGUAAAGCUGGGCAGCUACACGUGCAGGAGAUUUUGCUGCUAACCUUUUAUGAUUUAGUAGCUGUAUGUAUAUAUAUUUAUAUAUUAUAUACAUAUAUGUUUAUGAAAGAAGAAGUACUAGUACUCUUUCUACUCAUGUUUAUGCCUUAUAUUCUUGUUUUGGAAAUAGAUCAUUCGGGAGGAAGAUUUUUAAUAAAUUUAUAUAUAUAUGAUGAGAGAGAUAUUUUAUGUAUACUUUCUAUGUAUUGGAUCUCUACUUUUAAUUAUGGAUCUUUACCAUUUUCAAUCAAAACAUACUACUCCUUAAUUACUUACGCUCAUGAUUACUUACAUAUUUGUUCUAGAUUUUGACCAGGUUUACCUAUUACAAGGGGCAUUAUUAUAAAGUCUUAGUAUAUGAAUGAUCAACUAGCUAGGCUUUUUAGUAAGUCUCAGAAUUAAUAAUAAGUGAUAAAUUCUUCUCAAAAGACAAAUAAUAAUAAUAAGUGAUAAAUCAAUAAUAAUGACUUUGAAGUUUUGAAUGAUGCUAUUUUUGGGUUAAGAACGAAUCCUCUUCUCUCUUCUUUGUGUCUGAUCGUUCUUAUUAUACUGUAUAAGGGAAAGAAGUAAUAAAUUAAUUUAUAAUAAGAUAUGGUUUGAUAUGAUAUGGAUAUUAUAAUAAAUAUAAAUAUAUUAGUAGCAACACUAUGUUUCCAUGUAAGGCCGGCCAUAAGUCGUUUAUUGUUAAAGUAGCUCAGACAAGAAGCAACAAUCGUGCCGAUUGUUAAGGUCAUGAUUUUUAGAAAUUCUUUCGUAUUCAAAUGAUUUGCGAACUCCAUUAAUCUCUUUAAUAUCCAUGAUUAGUACCUACCCAGCUUUGAAAAAAAGACUCGAAAUUAUAAUCUGUUUGGACUAGUACUUUCGAUCCGAAAGAUAUCUCUAUAGAGCACUACAUUAAUUCUCAGCUAUAUUGGGGCUAACUUCUAAGAUUUUAUGAAGCAAAUCAGGUAGAUAGCUAUUUCCAAAUACGACAUUGAUUGGCAGUAUAAUCACAUUUGCUAUAUUACUUGAUUUACAUUACAUAUAUAUGUGUGUAUCAUUAUUAUGUAUAUUACUGCAGUACAUCAAACAUGCAUGGUAUGCAUGUUAUUAUAAUUAACUAUAUAUCAUAUGCAUUCCCUACAAAAGAACUAUAUCGUCAUAUAUAUGCCUCAAACUUUUGUUAAGUACUAUAUAUAUAUAUUUUUAUAUGUAUAUCAUGUGAUUAUGUAUGUAUGUAUGAAGUAAUAAAAGUAGAUCGAUGAGAGGGGAGGAUGGGGGGCAAAACUCUAGUAUAGUCUGCAACGAAGGUACAAAGAAAAAAAAAAGUUAUAGGAGGAAUCCGUGUGCAACUAAUAGGUUAGGGGGUCCUAUAUAUUUACAUAUUUAUGGCAAAAAUAAGGAAUGGACUGGCCUAGCUAUGGCUCAACAAUAACUACCAGACUCACUACAAUCACUGAAAGUAUAUGAAAAGAUAUAUGUACAGAAGAUAAUAAAUUAAGAAUUAAUAUAUAUGUACAUAUAGGUGGAGUAAACCCACAAAAUAAUUUUGGAAACAUCCCAAAAAUAGUGUACCGAUGCAUCUUUGUUUCGGCAUUCAGGAAAAUCUUUUAACUUAAUUUAUUUUAUCAUCGUUCAUAUUGUAGUUAUUUAAGAAAGGAUAUAAAUAGCGGCAUAAGUACUUAAAGUUUUAUGUUUGUAAGCGGCAUAAACCUGAUGUUUAUUUUUAGCGGCAUAAGUAUCCAUAAUUUGUAAAACUAUAAUUUUCUUCUAGUUUCGUCAGUAUAGACUCUGUUUUGAAUUUGUUAAAAGAACAUUUGGAAGUAAAUGAUACUACAUAUUUUUAUUUA